Messenger RNA from Funneliformis mosseae, 924 nucleotides. The record is from the annotation of a GenBank genome assembly. NCBI's taxonomy places the organism in Eukaryota, Fungi, Glomeromycota, Glomeromycetes, Glomerales, Glomeraceae.
AUGGCACUUUAUGGUCAAUCUGACAACGAGAAAAAUAUCAAUAUAUUGAACAAAUCACUCGACUUAGGAAGUUGCAUUUGGGAUACUGCGGAUAUAUAUGGAGAAAAUGAGAUCCUUUUGUCAAAAGUUCUUAAAGAACGUCGUAAUGAAGUAUUUCUUUGUUCAAAAUUCGGAAUCAUUGGAACUCCAGAUGGAGUAAUUAUAGGUAUAAAAGGUGAUCGAGAAUAUGUUCGUCAAGCUUGUGAAAAAUCGUUGAAAAGGCUUGGGGUAAAUUAUAUUGACCUCUAUUAUCUACAUCGUGUGGAUCCUAAUACUCCUAUUGAGGAAACCAUUACCGCUAUGGCGGAACUUGUGAAAGAAGGCAAAGUGAAAUAUAUUGGACUCUCGGAAUGUUCUGUAACCAUACUUCGACGCGCUCAUAAAGUUCAUCCAAUAGCAGCUUUACAGAUGGAAUAUAGUCCAUGGACACGUGACAUUGAAAAGAAUGGAAUCAUGAAAGCAUGUCGAGAAUUGGGUAUUACUAUAGUGGCUCAUAGCCCACUUGGUCAUGGAUUCUUGACCGGAAAGUUUAAAUCAAUCGAUGAUCUAGAAAUAAAUGAUUUUAGAAGAACGAGCCCACGUUUCAUGGGUGAUAAUUUUCAAAAAAAUUUGGAAAUUGUUAAAAAAUUUCAGGAAUUCGCUAGCAAGAAAGGCGUUACCACAAGUCAACUUUGUUUGGCUUGGAUUUUGGCUCAAGGAGAUAAUAUUGUUGUUAUUCCUGGUACGAGGAAAAUUAAUUAUUUAGAAGAAAAUAUUGGCGCUGCUAGUUUACGACUUUCUCCCGAGGAAAUAUCAGACAUUAAUCAAAUAAUUAAUUCCGUUAAAAUUUUUGGUAAUAGAGUCAGUGAAGCCGCUGCUUCUAUCUUAAAUAUGGAAAUCAUUUAA